Messenger RNA from Oncorhynchus keta (chum salmon), 1050 nucleotides. RefSeq lists its product as uncharacterized. Lineage: Eukaryota; Metazoa; Chordata; Actinopteri; Salmoniformes; Salmonidae. The record is from RefSeq and is a predicted model, not a curated record. Gene Ontology annotation, biological process: response to bacterium. The coding region runs from base 1 to 1038 and encodes 345 amino acids. The transcript has 6 exons.
AUGGUCAUGGCACUGUGUAUCAUACUUCCACUUUUCAGAGUGAUGGCUGUGGCACAAUCCUUAGCCAUCCGUCUCAUGUCAGCCAAUGUUGGAGACACAGUGACUUUGCACUGCUUUCAUGAAGGCAAUUUGGCAAUGCACUUCUUGUGGUACAACCGACCCUUCGGAUAUAAUCCUCAGCUCAUGUCAACCUUUUAUGAGUAUGAAAAGAAUGCUAUAUUUUACCAUGACUUUAAGGGUAACCCUCGUGUCUCAGUGGAAAGCGGCAAUGGAAUAAACCACCUAAAGAUCUCAGACGUACAGCUUUCUGAUUCAGCAGAAUAUUAUUGUGGAAGUUCCUACUCCAAUAUGAUGGAAUUUGCAGAAGGAUACAUUCUUAUUGUAAAAGGUUCAGGAUCCAGAAACACCACCGUUGUACAGCAGCCUGUGUCUGAGUCAGUCCAGCCUGGAGACUCUGUGACUCUGAACUGUACAAUACACACUGAGAUCUGUGCAGGAGAACACAGCGUCUAUUGGUUCAGACAUGGCUCAGGAGAAUCCCAUCCAGGAAUCAUUUACACCAAUGGAGACAGGAGUGAUCAGUGUGAGAAGAGCCCUGAGGCUGGGUCUCCUACACAGAGCUGUGUCUACAACCUCCCCAAGAGGAACCUCAGCCUCUCUGAUGCUGGGACUUACUACUGUGCUGUGGCCUCAUGUGGGGAGAUGCUGUUUGGAAAUGGGACCAAACUGGACAUCAAGGACAACGGCGCAGGACCUCUUCUGCUGGUGUAUUGCCUGAGCGCAUCAUUGGGUCUCUCAUUUAUCCUGAUUACUGUCCUUGGCUUCAUCAUGUACAAUAUGAACAAGAGAAAGUGUCUGCAGUGUAGAGGACCCGUCUCUCAGACAAGAGGACCAGCAGUCUCUUCUUCAGAUGCAGGGGCCCAAGAUGCAGACGGUCUCCAUUAUGUAGCUCUGAAUCUGAGCAACAAGAACAACAGGUCUAGAAGACAGAGAAGCAACAUGGAGGAAGAGACGGUCUACUCUGGGAUCAGACAGUAGAACAAUAAAACA